AGCUGCCAGCGGGGUGGCUGCCGCCGCGGGUUGUUACCUACAGCUGCUAGAGCAGCAGCGGCCUCCGCCCCCGCCGUGGGCCCUUCUCCUGGGCCCUCGACCUCCGGCCCCGCAGGAACAGCGUCUUCAGAGAGGGGCGGCAGGAUGAACGUGGGCACAGCGCAUAGCGAGGUGAACCCCAACACGCGGGUGAUGAACAGCCGUGGCAUCUGGCUGUCCUACGUGCUGGCCAUUGGGCUCCUCCACGUGGUGCUGCUCAGCAUUCCCUUCGUGAGCGUCCCUGUCGUCUGGACCCUCACUAACCUCAUCCACAACAUGGGCAUGUACAUCUUCCUGCACACGGUGAAGGGGACACCCUUUGAGACCCCGGACCAGGGCAAAGCGAGGCUGCUGACCCACUGGGAGCAGAUGGACUAUGGGGUCCAGUUCACAGCUUCUCGGAAGUUCUUGACCAUCACACCUAUCGUGCUGUACUUCCUCACCAGCUUCUACACCAAGUACGACCAGAUCCAUUUCGUCCUCAACACUGUGUCCUUGAUGAGCGUGCUCAUCCCCAAGUUGCCCCAGCUCCACGGAGUCCGGAUUUUCGGAAUCAAUAAAUACUGAAGGUGCAGCACCCCACUGCCCAGGAUGGCAGGGGUGGGGUAGACGGUCUGUGCUGCGAUGCUGAAGACAGAAGAAGCCUCUGGACACUGCCAGAGAUGGAGGCUGAGCCUCUGGGCCCUAGAUUCCCUCUCGCUUCCCCCAGUAGCGACUUGGAGUAGCUUGUAGUGGGGUUGGGGUGGGCCCCCCCUGGGGCUCUGACUCCUUUUUUUUUUUUUGAUCUUUUCCUUUUGCCUUUUGAAUAGAGACUCUAUGGGGGUGGUCAUGG
Messenger RNA from Orycteropus afer afer, 871 nucleotides. It is a transcript of the gene ORMDL3, whose product is annotated as ORMDL sphingolipid biosynthesis regulator 3. Lineage: Eukaryota; Metazoa; Chordata; Mammalia; Tubulidentata; Orycteropodidae. Gene Ontology annotation, biological process: negative regulation of ceramide biosynthetic process; intracellular sphingolipid homeostasis; ceramide metabolic process. The record is from RefSeq and is a predicted model, not a curated record. Gene Ontology annotation, cellular component: endoplasmic reticulum membrane.